UUUAAUCCCACCACUGUCUUUCCCGUAAUCUAUUCAACAUUUUCAUCAGAAAAUCCAUUUUAAAGUCUCCGCUUUUCUCUCCCCACUCACAACCCAACACAACACACCUCCACCACCACUUCCCUAUCGCCGGCUGCCGGCGACUUCUCCUUUUCCGGUCAUCCUACUAAGUCUGCGAUCUUCUGUUAGUCGGAGAAGGAUUAUUGUUUGUUAUAUAAGAUAUAUGACGUCGGGAACAAGGUUGCCGACUUGGAAGGAGAGAGAGAACAACAAGCGUAGAGAGAGACGGCGGCGUGCCAUCGCCGCUAAAAUAUUCGCCGGACUCAGAGUCUAUGGAAACUACAAGCUGCCUAAGCACUGUGACAACAACGAGGUUUUGAAAGCCCUUUGUAAUGAAGCUGGUUGGAUUGUCGAAGAAGAUGGCACCACUUAUCGUAAGGGUUGUAAACCGGCGGCGAGAGUGGAGGCUAACGGUGGAUCAGGAUCAACAUCCGCCAGUCCAUGUUCAUCAUCAUACCAACCAAGUCCAAGUCCAAAUCCUUCCUACAAUUUAAACCCUAAUUCAUCAUCUUUUCCUAGCUCAAUCUCAUCCCUGUAUACGAACAGUAAUCCCGACCCUAAUUCUCUUAUCCCAUGGCUAAAAAAUCUCUCAUCAGGUUCUUCACCUUCAUCAAAUUUCCCCCACCAUCUCUACUUCCCUGGUGGCUCCGGUUCCAUAAGUGCUCCAGUCACACCUCCAUUAAGCUCACCCACCUGCCGAACACCUAGAAUGACCGACAUCCCCGGGCAGGCCGGGCAGCAUUACCCUUUUUUACCUUGUUCCACCCCUCAAAGCCCCGGGCGGCAAACACCAACCGGGUCAGGGUGGCUCUCGGGGGUCCAGACCCCGCAAGACGGGCCAUUGUCACCCACUUUUAGUCUUGUGGCAUCGAACCCAUUUGGGUUGCUUUCGGGUACCGGGUCCCGGAUGUGGACCCCGGGGCAAAGCGGUAUGUGCUCGCCAGCUGUCACUGCUGGGUUUGACCAAAAUGCGGAUGUUCCGAUGUCGGAUGUGAUUUCGGCUGAGUUUGCUUUUGGGAGUAAUAUGAAAGGUUUAGUGAAACCGUGGGAAGGCGAGAGGAUUCAUGAAGAAUGUGUUUCUGAUGAUCUUGAACUCACCCUUGGUAACCCUAGCACUAGAUAAGAGGAGUGAAUGUAGAAGGAUGGUGGAGUGUGGAGUGUAUUAUUUUGGUUUCUGCUUUUGCUAAUCCUUCUAAUUCAAGAUAAAGGGAGAGAAAUGCAUAGUAAAUUAUAGUUGAUAGAUAGAGUUCAUGUAUGGUGGCGCUUUGUAUCUCUUUUUUUGAAGAAUUCUUCUAUUAUGCUUUCCUUAUUUAUUUAUUUAUUUAUUUGUUUGUAUUCCUAUAAAGUAUAUCAUUGAAACACUAAGUACCAAAUUUUAUUUUUCAUUUCUUGUAUAUCAUUAUUUCAUGAGGUUUCAAUUU
Molecule: messenger RNA, 1481 nt
Organism: Lactuca virosa
Lineage: Eukaryota; Viridiplantae; Streptophyta; Magnoliopsida; Asterales; Asteraceae
Source: the annotation of a GenBank genome assembly